Molecule: messenger RNA, 885 nt
Organism: Limanda limanda (common dab)
Lineage: Eukaryota; Metazoa; Chordata; Actinopteri; Pleuronectiformes; Pleuronectidae
Product: putative nuclease HARBI1
Exons: 4
Coding region: 1-726 (241 amino acids)
Source: RefSeq, a predicted model, not a curated record
AUGGCGUGUCCUUUUAUUGAAGAGCCAGUUGAUGUCGAGGCGCAGAUACUCCGCAGACAUCUCCACCGGGAGAGGAUUAUUAGACCCCGAUUGGAUGUUUUAUCAUUCCCUGAUGAGUAUCUGUUUGAGCGGUUUCCAGGUGUGAUUGGCUGCAUAGAUGGCACUCACAUUCCUAUCAUCGCUCCUUCAAUAAAUGAAGGAGAUUAUGUGAAUAGGAAAUCUGUCCACAGCAUUAAUGUGCAGAUCAUAUGUGAUGGAGCCCACAUGAUUAACAAUGUGGAAGCGAAGUGGCCUGGGUCUGUGCAUGACUCACGAAUGUUUCGUGAGUCGACACUGAGUGCCAGAUUUGCCGGUGUAGAGUUCGAUGGUUACCUACUCGGAGACAGAGGGUACCCCUGCCAGCGCUAUCUGCUGACCCCUUACCCUGACCCUGAGCCUGGCCCACAGCGACACUACAACUUGGCUCACUGCAGGACACGAGCCAGAGUGGAGAUGACCAUCGGGAUACUCAAGGCCCGGUUCCAGUGCCUUCGUAGGCUCAGGGUCACCCCAGAGAGAGCUUGUGACAUUGUAGUGGCAUGUGUGGUUCUCCACAACAUUGCCACUAUUAGAGGAGAACAAUGUCCUACUCUUUCCCCCUGUGAUCCAGGUAUUAAUCAUACCCCCCCUGCUGAUACACGAGAUGGAAGAGCUGUUAGAGACAUGAUAUGUGUCAAUCAUUUCUAACUGACCCAUCACCUCCCCAAUGUUCAAGAACGACAAUAUGCAUCUCAUUUUAUGAGGUCUUCUUUAUUUCCUAGAAGGACAAAUUUUGUACAGUUGUUAAUCCUUUGUUGUUGAAACAAUUAAAAAACAUCCACCUGUGGGCACGUCACCCACCUUUAA